AUGAUGUAUAACAUGAUGGAGACCGAGCUGAAGCCCCCUGCUCCCCAGACCAACACGGGGGGCCCGGGCAACACCAACACGUCCGGGUCUGGACCCAACCAGAAGAACAGCCCGGAGCGGGUGAAGAGACCCAUGAACGCCUUCAUGGUGUGGUCCCGGGGCCAGAGGAGGAAGAUGGCCCAGGAGAACCCCAAGAUGCACAACUCGGAGAUAAGCAAGAGGCUGGGAGCCGAGUGGAAACUCCUGUCCGAGUCCGAGAAGAGACCCUUCAUCGACGAGGCCAAGCGGCUGCGGGCCCUGCACAUGAAGGAGCAUCCGGAUUACAAAUACCGGCCCCGGAGGAAAACCAAGACCCUCAUGAAGAAGGACAAGUACACCCUGCCCGGCGGGCUGCUGGCUCCGGGGGGCAACGGCAUGGGCUCUGGGGUCGGGGUCGGGGUGGGCUCGGGUCUGGGCGGAGGGGUGAACCAGAGGAUGGACAGCUACGCGGCUCACAUGAACGGAUGGACCAACGGAGGGUACGGGAUGAUGCAGGAGCAGCUGAGCUACCAGCACCCGGGGCUGAACGCUCACAACGCGGGUCAGAUGCAGUCCAUGCACCGCUACGACAUGAGCGCCUUGCAGUACAACAGCAUGGCCGGCUCCCAGAGCUACAUGAACGGCUCGCCCACCUACUCCAUGUCCUACUCCCAGCAGUCCACGCCGGGCAUGACCAGCCUGGGCUCAAUGGGGCCCUCCUCGGUGGUGAAGUCCGAGUCCAGCAGCUCCAGCCCGCCCGUCGUCACCUCGUCGUCCCACCGGGCCGCACCGGGGGGCUGCCAGAGCGGGGACCUGAGGGACAUGAUCAGCAUGUACCUGCCCGGGGCGGAGGUCUCCGAGCAGGGGGCCCAGACCCGGCUACACAUGUCCGGGCACUACCAGAGCGCCGUGCCCGGGACGACGAUCAACGGCACGCUGCCCUUAACUCACAUGUAA
This is a messenger RNA of Limanda limanda (common dab), 975 nucleotides long. RefSeq names its product SRY-box transcription factor 2 (gene sox2). The record is from RefSeq and is a predicted model, not a curated record. Lineage: Eukaryota; Metazoa; Chordata; Actinopteri; Pleuronectiformes; Pleuronectidae. Gene Ontology annotation, biological process: cell differentiation; anatomical structure morphogenesis; regulation of DNA-templated transcription. The transcript has a single exon. Gene Ontology annotation, molecular function: RNA polymerase II cis-regulatory region sequence-specific DNA binding; DNA-binding transcription factor activity, RNA polymerase II-specific. Bases 1 to 975 code for a protein of 324 amino acids.